AUGGACCGCCCUGACAAAGCUCUUCGUGAACUAUUGUCCGCCACACUGAUAGAACAGCUUAGUAGAGGGAUGCUGGCGGUGGUGGUGGCGUUCUUCAUCUGCUGGGCGCCGUUCCACGCGCAGCGGCUGCUCGCCGUCUACGCCUACAGCUCCGAGUCACUGCGGUCGUCGGCAACUUUCGUCACCAUCUACCAGGUCCUCACCCACAUCUCGGGCGUCUUCUACUUCCUCGGCACCGCAAUCAACCCGUUGCUCUACCACAUCAUGUCGCACAAGUUCCGGCAGGCGUUCAAGGAGACGCUGUCGGAGCUGUGCGGCUGGAGGCGGCGCAAGCGGCGGCCGAGGCGCGCCUACAGCGCCGUGUCGCCCGGCCACAAGGCGCCGGCGCGGUCGCUGCCGCAGCAGGCCGUGAGCAAUGACAGCCAGGCCACGCUCACCACAUCGCUCAGCAGGAUCAGCAUCGGCGCAGACGAGCUGCCCGCCGCGGCCGCCGCCGCCGCCGCCGCCGACCGCCGCCUAGACGUCAACGGCUGCUGCCACCACAAGCUGGAGCUCAUCAGCGAGCACUACUCCAACGAACGCACCAGCGACGGCAACGCGCCCGCGGCGGCCGAGGAGCGCUCCUCCGUCAGCAGCCUCGCCAAGAAGAUCCGUGACGGUACGCGCACCAUCUUCAAGCGCGAUGUGGCCACCUCCACUGCCUCUGCUACCCCCGCCAACGCGUCCGAGCAGCGGCCAUUGCCAGAGCCCGGUCGCCGUUCGCCCAAAUUACGGCACGCAGACUCGCUCCAUUUGAGCAUCGACAGCGCCAAGAGCACCAUCAGUAACUCCAGCUUGCAAGAUAUGGACGAGAUGGAAUUCGACAGCUCCGAGUUGGCCCACUAUAUGGGCGAGCUUAAUGAACAGGGCCUGGCUCGGUAGGAGACGCCAUACAUUGGCUGUCCAUUCUUGAAGACCGCUAGGACGUCAUCUUCAAAGCAACGACAAAAACCACCUAAAACUGAUGUAUAUUGUCUCGCUAGAACACUGUUUUCUCGCUAUGAAAAAGUACUUUGGCGUAGUUAAACUACUUAACGCUUUAAAGACAAUGCAUGUCCCACAACAUUGGAAAAAAUACUUUGACACAUAGAGUUAGCCCACACAAGCGGAGCGUCUGAGGUUACAAGGCGUCUGAAGACGCCAUCAGUCUCAUCAGCCAACCAGCGUGUACGGGAAAUGACGUGGAAGUAAUCGAAACAUAGUCGUGGGUUGUUUGAUCGCGUUAUUUUUUCCAUCUUCGCUUUUCCUCAGUACAGGUGUUAUAACUGCACACCCUAAACCAAUCUCGCAAACAUGUUUGCAUUUCUCGACCAUCUGUGGUUUACAAGCUGUAUGAAGGAAUACUUCCAGUCAUUAUGCAGUCUCAUGCAAUCGUCCUCCUCUAAACUACACUGAAAAGAGAAUAGCUAGACUGCUUGCGAUUCUGGGGCGGCUGUUGACAGCAAUUAAAUAAACUAUGACAUUGUAAAUCCCGGGAAAUAAGGAGAGAAAACUCAAGUAGCUGCUCCAAAUGCACCUUUGAAAAUUUCCCAGAACAGAUGAGAAUGACGAAAUGAGUGAGAUAGACGUGGAAAUUGUAGUGUUGCAUAAGCGGGGUGCUUGGAUAGUUACACCAGUGUCGUGCUAAGAAAUCUGCUGAAUUUAUGGAUUGAUAAAACAUAAUAUUGUUACACCUUAACGUGAAGACGAUCGUGAGAAUAUACUUCGUUCGAGCAGGUCACCCACGCCAAUGCCUUUUCUCAGCUCGUAGUCUUCGAUAUGCGCAAAAAUUUAGCUGAAUUUUUCUCAAGUACAUAGCUUGGGGAUUCAUUUUUAAUAGAGAUAGUACAUUUCACUACGGAAGAAUCCAUUUUUUUGCUUUGACUGAGGUAAAACAUGUAUUUCUGUGUUUAUGAAUCAGCCUAACCCAGGAGGUGUCGUUAUAUAAACUGAACAAACAUGAAACUGCGAAAUCUAUUCUGUUCAUAUUACAAGAGAAGGAGUACUCUGUCGAAGAUUACACUGACUGGUUACCACUUGAUAGUAUGAUAUCAUAGGCUGAUCAUGGACGUCUCCAUCAGUAUCAACUGAAUGACUUAUCUGCGUACUAGACUCGUACUCGGAAGUAAGGUUCAAAUGCCCAAACUACCGUUUUGGGUUAGAUUUCAUUCGUUUCUCGACAUAACUUCAGGUGAAUGAACGGAUGAUUCCUUCAGCAAGACCACGAAUGGUUCUCUCAGUCUUCAUCCAUACGAGUAAUUGCUCCAACGAUCUCGAUGCGGACAAGACAUUAAACGCUAAUCUUAUUUCCUUUGGUGAGGAUCAUGUUCUCACACUGUGUAGUAGAUUGUAUGGCUGCAUUAUACACUGUCCAGUCACAUUAAUGUGAUCAUCUGUCAAAAGCCUGAAUAAGCUCCUUUUGCAGUGCGAGACGUGCAGGAAGAAAGUCAAUGAGGUUCUGAAAGGUAGCAACAGGGAUAUGGAACCAUGCAGGCUCUAGUACUGAGACUAGCUACACAAGGUUUAUUGUUUAAGGAUCCAUAGUGCAGAAAGCCCGAUUGAGGGAGUUCCACAAAUUCUUAAUUGGGUUUUAAUCUGGGAAGUUUGUUGGCCAGCGGAGUACGAUAAACUCAUCCUGAUGCUCUUAGGACCACAAAUGUAACAGCGUGUGGUGUGACACUUUGCAGUGUCCUGCAAGUAGAUGUCAUCGUGUCGAGGAGAAACAAACUUCAUAUAGAGGUGUACAUGGCCCCCAAGAUAGAUGCAUACUUGUGUAGAUCCGUUGUGCCUCCCAGAAUACCGAAUUCACCCAAGUAAUCUCACGUAAACAUCCCCCAGACCGUAACCUUCCCUCCUGGUUGAAGGGAGUUUGCUUUCAACCGUUUCCCGUCAUUCAAGCCAACGACCAUCUAUCGGAUGGAGUAUAAAACGUCUUUCAUCUAAAAAGGCCACCUUUCGCCAUUCCGUGAAAAUCCAGUUGCGGUAUUGGCUUGCAAAUUGCAAGCUUCGUCGUCUAUGAACAGCAGUCAGCAUGGGUGCAUAAACCAGGCGCCUGCCUUGGAGGCCCAUACGCAGCAACGAUCGCGGAACAGUCGUUGAUGAGACACUGUUGGUAGCCCCUUGGUUCAUCUGGGCGAUCAGCUGCUCAACAGUUGCACGUCUAUUAGCCCGUACAAAUCACCGCAGCUGUUGUUCACCCGUGUCAUCUAAGGCUUGUAGCGCACUACAGUGCUUGGCUCCCGUUUUUGAUAGAGCUAUUUUGUCAUUUAAGGUACACUUUAACCUCGGUGGCAGGUGAACAGUCUACAGCCGUUUCGGAAAUGCUUCCACCCGUGGCGCGGCAGCCAGUGCUCAUACCCAUUUGCACUUGAGAUAAAGCGCUCCAUUUCCACAUUAUGACAACGAGUGCGCUGUUUUUCGGCGACCCCACUACGUGCUUUAUACACCCUGCAUUGCAAGUGCUGGCACUUGCCUUCUGUCAGUGAUUAAUGCGCAUUGAAGUUACACAUAGGCGAUGGACACGUUAAUGUGACUGGGGCAUGUAUAUUGCCACACAGUACACUUCUUGGCUCUAACACGGAAAAGGCAUAGAGAAAGGAUUCAUGUUGCUUCUUGUCAGAAAUAAUACGAUAUGAGUCACCAUCUCGGAUAAAGGAUUGGUCGUCAACACGUCGUGAAUAUGAAGAGGCCAUGUUUUGGUAUCGAGCCGAAGUGACCAAUGAAAUUCAUGGAAAACCUAAAUCAAAACAAUCAGACAGUUCUGAACACGUUCUUCCUGCAAAUCAGUCCAGUAAAGAUUCCAAAUUAAUGUCACUAACGUGAAAUCAUUAUUCUAACGAAAAUAACGCGAACUGUCGAGAUUGAUGUAGCUGAAAACAAAGGGUGGUGUUUUCUUUGUUUGUCCAGUGAGAGAUAUAAUCGUGUUUUGUUGAUGAUUAACAAUAAAUACAGGUAGGGAAUGUGAUCACUGCCCUGAAUUCGUAGAACGAAAAAAAAAUUGAAAAACUGACCACGUCCGUCGUUACUGCAACGGUAACCGAGAUGUAUUGUUCAAUUUUCAGUACUUCCCUGGACGUCAUUGAAGUUGGCGUAUCUAAAAUGCGGCUACGCAAAGACGUUAAGGACGUAGUUAAAGAGACAAACGGUGCCGGCGUGACUCAGUUACUGACUGCAAUAGCUAUUAUUGGCAGUGGGAAUGGAACACCGAAGGGGGAUCUAAGUAAACUGAGACUCAAAUAUUUCUGAGAUUGAAAGGAGACAGUCAGGAAAAACUCUCUGUGUGUAAUCCUCAAUCUGAUCUCAAAGACGAGGAAAUUUGUGAAAUCAUGAUUUCAUUCUGCAGUGCGUUAUUGGACGCACGGUUCACUAGCAAUGAUUACCAUCAGAUUUAUUUAGUAGCGAAUCAGUAGGCUUAUUGAGCGUGUAUUCGUGAUUUGAUAGAAAAUAAAAGUAUGGCUGACUGUGUUACUCCACUGUUUUGCACGUCGGAGAAGGAAGAUUUUGGACUCAUUUCUUGAAAGAAAAACUAAAACACCUUUUACGUGUAAACGGUCUUGCUUUACGUUUGGAAUAUUGUCUCACUGUUGAACGAAUGGCAUUUGGCUGCAUGAUACUCAAAAAUAACAUCAGGAGAGGAGCGUCUAGUGUGUAGUUUCAGAUAACUUGCGAAUAUUUUAUCUCUCUUUUACAACAAAACUAUCUAGUCAUAUGUUGCUCAGCUGACAUUAAACUUCAGUAACAGCGUAGUAUAUAAAUUUAGUAGGUAACGAUUAUACUGUAGUUCUUUAUAAUGAAUUGCUUUUUAGGACUGUGAGAAAUGCCCCGAGCUGUUCAUGUACUUUAUUUUUUUUCUCUUAAAUAUCCCGUAAACUGCGACGAAUCAACUAAUUAUUCUCAAUCUUAAAUUGUUAUUUUCACCAGAAUCAAGACGACACAGGGCUUACAUAUCUAUAUUUUAAGACUUUUUUUAAUUCCUUGAAUUUAAGUGUAAUUCCCUUUCCAAAAGCAACUGUAAAGUCCUUACGGGGAAGUCCUUUGCCUCACUAAGAGUAUGAGAGAAGAUACCUGUAAAAAGAGUUUCACAACGCAGAAAAAUUUGCUACACGUUACGACUUAAAACUAAACUGUGUCACAAUAGCUUGUAUCUUUUUGGAAUACGCAGCUGAAAUUUUCGCUAUAAAUGUACAAAAAUUCUUAUUUGCAUUUACCAUAUGAAAAAUUCUUGUUUGCGUAUACUUCUUAGACUCUACACCAUACUGUUUAGAAAACAUCUGGUGUCUUUAACGAUUCCUUCAAUCUGAUUGCUGUACGUAAGAAAUUUAUUUAUUAUGUUGUUGUUUCUCUGUAAGUCCCGGUAAUAUCUAUAAUUCGAGAUUUGCUAAGAGUUGGUGUCUGCUUGAGCAGCUUUUUCUUCCGAAGAUUGGUUACAAAUGUAUGUAUUUUUGUGAAUAAAUUCGUAUCUCUCCACUCA
Messenger RNA from Schistocerca cancellata (South American locust), 5488 nucleotides. Its product is annotated as alpha-1D adrenergic receptor-like. Gene Ontology annotation, molecular function: neuropeptide receptor activity. Gene Ontology annotation, cellular component: plasma membrane. NCBI's taxonomy places the organism in Eukaryota, Metazoa, Arthropoda, Insecta, Orthoptera, Acrididae. The record is from RefSeq and is a predicted model, not a curated record. The coding region runs from base 1 to 921 and encodes 306 amino acids. The transcript is spliced from 4 exons. Gene Ontology annotation, biological process: neuropeptide signaling pathway.